Naegleria lovaniensis is the source of this 2337-nucleotide messenger RNA. RefSeq lists its product as uncharacterized. The transcript has a single exon. The coding region runs from base 1 to 2337 and encodes 778 amino acids. Lineage: Eukaryota; Heterolobosea; Eutetramitea; Acrasida; Naegleriidae. The record is from RefSeq and is a predicted model, not a curated record.
AUGUUGUAUGGUCGGGAUCGUGCUGUAGUUGAGCUGGUUAACUUUUGCACAAACACUUCAUCCGAUAGUGACGAUCAACAUACAGAAUCUAGAAACAUGCAACAAUUAUUACGAAGAAAAUUCCGAACACAAACGGUGGGAUUUCUAAAAUGGUUGGAAGCACGAGAUUCAUUCAUCAAACAGGUGGCAUCUCGAAAAUUUAUGCCGAUCGAGUUCAUGAAAGAUAGAACAACCUUUUUGAGUUCCUCAAAGGCAGAUUUUGUGUGUAGGUUAUUGAUCCACGAUCUGAAGCUGAUCAUGGAAGCUGUUACACAACAUGAAAAGGCUGUAUUGUUUGCAUCAUCAGAAUUGAAAAAAAGUCAUGAAUUUUGGAGAGAAGCUAUUCAUCGGAAUGGACUGGUACUACGUCAUGCACCAGAAGAAUUCACACAAAACAAAGAAUUCGUUAUGGAAGCAGUGAAACAAAAUCCACAGGCGUUUAAAUUUGCCUCAAAUCACUUACACCAUGACAUGGACAUGAUUUCAAUUGUCAUUGAGAACAAGGGGUUUAAAUAUAUCCCUUCUAAGUAUAUAACAAAUCGAGAUUUAGUGUUAAAAGCUGUAAUGAUUGAUGGAAGUGCAUUAGAGUUUGCCUAUGAGCAGUUCUUUAACGACUAUGAGAUUGUGUUAGCCGCUGUGAAAACAAAUGGUCUUGCUUUAGAAUUUGCAUACAGUGAGAUGAAACAGCUAAAACCUAUUGUGUUAGAAGCCGUUUCGAACAAUGGCCUAGCACUUCAAUUCGCUUCAGAAGAGUUAAAAAAGGACGAACAAGUAGUAUUGACAGCCAUUGAACAAAAUCCAGAAGCAAUCGAUUAUGCCUCGCAUUCACUUAGAUUUAACAGCAGUAUUUGUUUUAAAGCCUUGUACAAACUUUGCGAAAAGUACCCUUUGCAACUUGGACCCAGACAAAUUUAUAAGCAUAUCAAACAAUAUUCUUCUACUCUUGGAAUUGAAUCAAACAAGUUGCCCAAUAUUAGACAUAUUCUCACACAAAUGAUACACAUUGAUCGAUAUGUGCUCGAUCAUGCUCCUCCAAUAUUGAAAAAUGACCGAGAGUUUGUAUUACUAGCAUUAAAUCGAUAUGGUAAUGCCUUAGAGUAUGCGAGCGAGGAUUUGAGAAAUUGCAAAGAAAUUGUAAUGAAAGCUGUCACGCAAAAUGGAGUUGCUCUAUGCUUUGCCUCUGAACAACUACAAGAUGAUGAAGAAGUGGUGAGGACAGCCAUUACACAACAUGGCCAUGCUCUAAAAUUUGCAUCGGACAGACUCAAGAACGAUCGAACAAUAGUGCUGCAAGCCAUCCAACAGCGAGCGAAUGCCUUGGAGUUUGCAAGUGAAGAAUUGAGAGAUGAUAAGGAAAUUGUCAUGGUUGCUGUGAGCGCGUUUGGAGAUGUACUUAAAUAUGCUUCUCAAAGAUUGAGACAAGAUCGAGAGGUUGUACUGAAAGCUGUCUCAACUUUUGGAGGAGCCAUUGAAUAUGCCUCUAAAGAUUUAACAGAUGAUAAGGAAGUGGUCAUGACAGCCGUAUCCACAAACGGUUGCGCCCUUAAAUAUGCUUCUAAAAAGCUUGGAAGAGAUAAGGAUGUUGUCUUGAAGGCAAUUUCUGUUGAUGGAAAUGCCAUCGAAUACGCCUCCAACAGCUUACAGAAUAACCAGGAAUUCGCCAUGAUAGCUGUCAAAAACAAUGGAUCUGCUCUCAAACACUUACCAGCACUUUUCAAAAAAUCAUAUGACAUGGUGUUGGAAGCUGUUAAAAACGACGGCAAUAGUUUGCAAUUUGCUUCACCAAAAUUACGAGAUACCAUAUCUAUUGUCAUGGAAGCAGUGAAACAAAACGGUAAGGCAUUUGAACAUGCUGGUAAAGCAUGUAAGUAUAAUGUCGAUAUUGCUUUGGAAGCCAUGCAACAAGAUAGAACUGUUUAUGACUCUUUGAAUUGGCAGAUUCGGCAUGACGAGAAAAUACUCAUGAAAGCUGUCGAGUCCAAUCCUGCUGUUAUUAGAAAGCUGUUUCAUCCGAGUCGAGCAUUAGUGUUAGAGGCUGUGAAACGUCAAGGUCUUCUACUGUCAGAUUCGUGUUUUAAUCACGAUAGAGAAGUGGUGUUAGCAGCUAUCCAGCAAGAUGGCUCAGCUUUGCAAUUUGCUACUGAACAUUUAACUCAUGAUCCUGAAUUGGUGAUGGAGGCCUGCCGAGUGAAUGGAUUUGUUUUCAUUUCCAACAAGCUCGAUUUUGAACAGUUGUAUCGAGUAAGAUUUGACGAAUGCUAUGAAGGAUGUUACGUACCUCCAACUAUUUUGGAGUAA